Molecule: messenger RNA, 4771 nt
Organism: Struthio camelus australis
Lineage: Eukaryota; Metazoa; Chordata; Aves; Struthioniformes; Struthionidae
Gene: TAFA1
Product: TAFA chemokine like family member 1
Biological process (GO): regulation of neuroblast proliferation; neuroblast differentiation
Molecular function (GO): receptor ligand activity
Source: RefSeq, a predicted model, not a curated record
GCCACUACGACUCUUUUGUCUUUCCAUCGGUGCUCUUCUGCCUGCCUCUGCCCAUUCAUACCUGCUCUCCUGACGGAGAAAGCCAGCUGCUCUUUUGAUAGUCGGCGCCGUGCGGAGUCUCGAUGUGCCAGUAUUUAAAUGCUGCUCCGGUUGUUAAGCCACAGCGCCUAGCAGAGUGCCUCGCUGUGGCGUGCAGUUGAGGGCUGUGUCGCUUUAAGGCAUGUGAUACUUCCCAGAGCAGGGAUGUAUUGAAAUAGGCUACGGUACUUACAGCAUCAUAUAGCAGUGUACGUACAGCUGCCUUACUCUGCACUGCUCGUGCUGGAGUGAGGCUGCUCUGUGAUUAAACAUACACUGAGCCUCAUCCUUAAGUAUACUGGAAGCUGCAAAUUAUCUCAAGAUCACUUUAGAGAUCUCAUCAAGCAGAAGGUGCUGCUAGGAGAUGAUUUAAAGGUGAAAAUGAGAAGGUUUCCACCCCUCAAACCUUGGCCACUUUUCUGACGGCAGAGUCUGAGAGUUCAGAUGUCUUUUCUACUCUGGGAAUAGGAUUUGUAACGAAAAAGGUUUUUGUUUUUUGUUUUUUUAAUCCUGAUAAAGAAGAUUAUUGGGAAGCUAUUAAAAAUCCUUUAUUGUGGUACAGAUGGAUUUAAAGAAGUGUUAGAUCUUUCCAAUGAACACUAAUAGAGUGCUCUCCUCUUGGUUGGAUUAUUCAGAGAAUGGCAGUGGUCUCUGCAAUGUCCUGGGUCCUGUAUUUGUGGAUAAGUGCCUGUGCAAUGCUGCUCUGUCAGGGGUCCCUCCAUCACACUUUCCAGCAGCAUCACCUGCACAGACCAGAAGGAGGAACGUGUGAAGUUAUAGCAGCACACAGAUGCUGUAAUAAGAAUCGAAUUGAGGAAAGAUCACAAACAGUAAAGUGUUCCUGUCUACCUGGGAAAGUGGCUGGGACUACAAGAAACAGACCUUCCUGUGUUGAUGCUUCAAUAGUGAUUGGGAAAUGGUGGUGCGAGAUGGAGCCCUGCCUAGAGGGAGAGGAAUGUAAGACGUUGCCUGAUAAUUCUGGAUGGAUGUGUGCAACUGGCAAUAAAAUCAAGACCACCAGAAUCCACCCAAGAACCUAACAGAGCGCCACCCGCAUGGAUACAGCGAGAGCCUGACUGGCGCACGAGGACAUGGUAUUGAAAGCUUAAAAGCGUCGCACCACUUCCAAGCCAAAUGGAUUUAUUUGCACUUUGACUGUUCACUAGAUAACAGUGGCUUUACUGCGUGAAAAGAGUAUUCUGAGGAAAUAACGCCCCUGAUUUUUGACACCCGAAAAGCAAAGAAAACAAUGCUUUGGUAAAGAUUAUGAAGUACAAAACAGCAGUAUUAUAAGUUUGGAUCUACAGUUUAUACCAUUUAAAGUAUAUAUAUUAAUAUAUAUUAAUAUAUGAUAUUUUGAAAUAAAAGUCUCACUCUUCAAGAAAUUGAAUAAUACCACAUUUUGCUGCAGCUGCUGUAACUUUUUUUUUUUUUUUGUAACCGUCUGGAAGAUCCCUACCUGUUUCAGCAAAAAAUCAGGCAGUGAAGAGGCAAAGCAAACCCACUGCAGUACAAGGACGCCGAGAGCUAUGUGAAUCAUACCGCUGCGGCAUCCCGAGCUUCCCAUCCCCUUCGGCAGAGUAUCGAGGGCAUUUUGUUGUUCCAGUUUCUCGUGUCCUGGAGGCUUUUCCCCCUUGUGCAAUACUAGCAUGCUGGCUUUGCUUACAUAACCAUACUUGAUAUUUAACAGUGAUAAUUCUAUCCUCUUCCAAGAAAAUAUUUUUAGAGCUAUGAGAUAUUCCACAAAGAAGAGAAGGACAACUACUGAGUGAAGUACAGUAUGUAUUAAAAGUUUAUUUGGCAGAGUUUGGUAGACUCUGAGCUCCCUUCUUAUUAAAGAUGUACUGUACAUACAAUGUCUUCAGACUCUGUAUAGCUGGUAGAGACUAUAGUAAAAACCCAGAAACGAACUCCAAAGCUUUGCGUUGUUCGCUGACUAAUUCUUUGAAACAACAACAAAGCUUCUUUUUCGUACCAACACACGAGAGGGGUUUUACAUACAGUUUGAUUUUCGGUUUUUUAUGAGCCUAUUUGCAAUUGUUGAGCAAGCAUUUAAGUUCAAUCAAAUGCCUGUAUGGACAGCAUGGGCACGUGCGCAAGGUGCUAUGGCCGGCGCAUGCUGUGGGCACGCAGAUGCCUGCCCACGCGCAUGCCUAUGACAACCACCUACCUUUAACCUUCCCAUGGUGCAGGCCAGGCCAAGUCACACACCAAGCACCUGCCACCUGCUAAAAGCAUGCACGUGGACACCUCCAUGGUGCAGCAAACGCACAAGUCUGUGGUCAAUGAGUUGUGCCCGAGCCCUGCUUUUAUUUCUACAGUCGUUUCUUCUGGUUUAGUUUCAAUGGUUCUUACAAGGGGGAAUUCAGCUCAGAUAAGAUAUUCUUCAGCUAGGAUGUGUCCCAGGGACAUGUGGCCACUACCCACGAGCGCUUUGCUUUGCCAGCUCCAGUUAAGCGAGUGCUGCUUACCGUGCAGCUGGGCCUUGCACUGCUGAGGAAAGGCCGAAUACAAGGGCUCAAGCGUGCAAACCUAGUCCCUAUUCCCAAGCACUUUGAGUGGUCCCAUUAAUUUUGGUGUGUUUACUUGCUCAGUAUCUUGCUGUCAUGCAUACAAGUCUGCUCAAUUUAGCCUUCAGAAUGCCUAAUGCUACCAAAUCAGAAAGGAGGAGAGAAGUGUAAAACUUAUUUUAUCCAGUCCAACUUCACUUCUUUAGUAUUUCCAAUUUCCUUUCACCCUACUUAGCUGUCUCUCAUAGGACCCCUUUGGCCAUGCUAAUCAGCUUUAAUCCAGUGCAGACUAAGUGCUGCACUUGCCAACCCAGAAUCAGUCAAAAUUCUUCCACUAACUUUCUUUCUCCUUCAGGGCAACCACUUCAACACCUGAUGUUUCAAGAGGUAGAAAUUUGUCACUGUAAUUACAUUGUAUAUUACAGCAGCUACAUGACAUGUCACACCACAUUCCAUGUCACACCAUUUAUGCUGGUCCCUGCCCGAUGCUCACAGUUAAAAUGGACAUGCUGCUUCCAGGAAGUAGUGCUGUUAUUUCCCCUUUUAACAAGGCAUGAGACUGAAAGGUGUCUGGGAGAAAGUUUCUCCUCUGUGCACAGAAAGGCUAAAAGAGGAACACGAGUCCUGCCACCAGUUGCAGGUCCUGCUGCUUGGAGAUCGGCCCCACUGGUGGAGCCUGGGACAACUGUGCCAAGAGCAUAGGCCAGCCGGAUGGGUCAUGUGUUUGCUGGUCUGCAGCAGGCACCAGCCCAGACUACAGAAGGCAUCUGGACCCUAGGCUGCAUUUGAGAGGUGGUAGGCCACAGGCACAUGCCCCUAGCCCCAUCUUCUGUUUGGAGAGUGCUGCUGAUUCAUGCCUUCCCAGAACGAGCUCAUCAGAUCAGCUCCAGGCUCACUCACCGCCAAUGAGGAGAAAUUCCUCCCAAGUAAAUCCCUUGUGUUUCUCAUUUUUACAGAAACUAGCACUUCAAAAACUUCAUGACCCUCUUGAGCUAGGAAGCCUCUAAUAAACUAAAAGGUGGGCCCUGCUGCCAGGAGAUGAGGUUAUUAAAAGGCAGGAAGCAUUAUCAUCCCUUUACCAGUGGGAACUGAGGCACACAGAGCUGAGUGGCCACUCAAAAUCACAUCAGAGGCCAUGGAGAAAGCAAAGAUUGAGCUCCAGUUUCCUUAUUCCCAUCUGGUGAUGUUCUGCAAGGUGCCUCACACACAGACUGAUGCGUGGCCUUUUGCACACUUUGUUGAAGCCCAAGGUGUCAUGAAUAGGAGCUAUUUACGCCAUAGCUGUAUGUCUGACAUGGCUCAAACCAAGUACAUAACAACGGUUAUGCCCAUGUCUAUGAAAUGGGCCUAUUGAGAUGGGAAAAUAUUUAAACUUGCUAAAAUAUAAGGAGGAGGAAGCGUCAUUACUGCAGCAAAGUUUUAGAGAGGUUUAUGAAUUUUUUGUUGCCAGUAGGCAGUCUCAAAUAUCAUGGCACCAAAUUCAGUAAACAUCUGCGUCUCUUUGAAGUUAUUGCAAAAUCUGCUCACGAAGUGCGGCACUGAGAAAUUGCUGUUUUAAUUAAAAUGUUUUAGAGGGGAAUUAAGGCCUUUGCAAAAAUAAUGACUAAUAAAAUGUGAAGUCAAAUUAAGAACCUGACGCAACUAACCUUCCUUGUUUCAGUGCACCAGAUUGAAAACAAUAAUAAAAACAUUCAACCAGCCUGAAGUCACAAUGAUCAUGUAUUUCAGUGAUGUGCACAGUAAUACACUGUAUACAGAAAAGAUCUCAGAGUUGUUUUUUCACUUCAGCUGAUGAAAUACCAAUGUGUUUCAGUGGUGAAUUGAAUGGGUCCCACAUCCUCAUGAGUGCAAGUUAAGCUGUUCUUUGCACAACAAAAAAAAGAGUAUUUACAUCAACAUAAGAAGAAGUUCAAGUUUCAGCUUCCUGCCAGAAGUCCAAAGGAAUAGCAGGGGAGGGAAAAAAAAGGAAAAAAAAAUCAAAUAUUUGUAAACGCUUCAAAAAUAAGCUUAGAUUUAUGUCCAUGUUUCUUCUUCAGAUGUGUGAAACGAAGUUAUGUAAAUCUAAAAUGUACAAGUUGGAAAAAAAUGAGACUACAGUAGCUACCACCUGCCUAUUGAUUCAGAAAAUCCAGAUUAUGUGCUUCUGUCCAAAAAUCUCUAGUAAUAAAGAGUUCAGUGUGAUA